AAAAUGUCAAAUUACUGGAUCGUUAUGUGGGUAAGAAACCAGCUAAUGGGAUUCUAUAUCUUACUGCAACCCACCUGAUCUAUGUGGAAGAUUCUGGUGCAGCCCGGAAAGAAACAUGGAUUGCACUCCAUCAUAUCUCCACUGUGGAGAAGUUGCCCAUCACAAACCUGGGCUGUCCCCUGAUCCUCCACUGCAAGAAUUUCCGGGUUGCCCACUUUGUUUUAGACUCUGACGUCAUGUGCCAUGAGGUUUAUAUUUCGCUGCUCAAGCUUUCUCAGCCAGCAUUACCUGAAGAUCUUUAUGCUUUUUCUUAUAAUCCCAAAUCUUCCAAAGAGAUGAGGGAAAAUGGAUGGAAACUGAUUGACCCAGUAUCAGACUUUGGCCGUAUGGGAAUACCUAAUAGGUACUGGACCAUAACAGAUGCCAACAGAAAUUAUGAGAUAUGCUGUACAUAUCCUCCUGAAAUAGUGGUUCCUAAAUCUGUUACCUUGGGAACAGUGGUUGGAAGUUCAAAGUUCAGAAGUAAAGAACAUGUCCCUGUGCUCUCCUACCUCUACAAAGAGAACAAUGCUGCCAUUUGCCGCUGUAGCCAGCCCCUGUCUGGAUUCUACACUUGCUGCAUAGAUGAUGAACUCUUGCUAGAGGCCAUUAGCCAGUCGAACCCGGGGAGCAAGUUUAUGUAUGUUGUUGACACAAGACCAAAGUUGAAUGCCAUGGCUAACCGAGCAGCUGGAAAGGGGUAUGAAAAUGAGGACAAUUAUGCCAACAUUCACUUCAGGUUCAUGGGCAUUGAAAACAUCCAUGUGAUGCGAAGCAGCUUGCAGAAACUCUUGGAAGUUACAGUUUGUGAAUUGAAAACUCCAACAAUGAAUGAAUUUCUUAGUGGCCUGGAGAGCUCAGGGUGGUUGAGACACAUUAAAACUAUUAUGGAUGCUGGAAUUUUCAUUGCAAAGGCAGUGAAGGUAGAAAAAGCCAGUGUCUUAGUCCAUUGUUCUGAUGGGUGGGACCGCACAGCACAAGUCUGCUCUGUGGCCAGCAUCCUUCUAGAUCCAUUCUAUAGAACAUUCAAAGGAUUCAUGAUCCUGACAGAGAAGGAAUGGAUAUCCAUGGGACACAAGUUCUCCCAAAGGUGUGGCCACCUAGAUGGGGACUCUAAAGAAGUUUCCCCUAUAUUCACCCAGUUCCUAGACUGUAUCUGGCAAUCAAUGGAACAGUGUCCCUGUGCCUUUGAGUUCCAUGAAGAUUUUCUGCUGGAGAUCCAUGACCAUGUUUCCUCCUGCCAGUUUGGGAACUUCCUUGGAAACUGCCAGAAGGAUCGGGAAGAGCUGAGAGUCUAUGAAAAAACCCAUUCAGUGUGUCCUUUCUUGGUUCAGAGAAAGCAGGACUUUAAGAACCCUCUCUACAAAGGCUUCACUAUGUAUGGGAUGCUCAAACCUAGUAUUGUGCCCUACCAUACUAAUUUCUGGUGUGAGAUGUAUAACCGCUUUGACAAAGAACUGCACCCGAAGCAGAGUAUGCUGGAGAGCCUCCUGAAAAUUAAUAAGCAGAGAACAAUGCUGGAAGCAGAUGUACAUGAACUAGAAAAGAAACUGAAAGACCAUGAUGAGCCACCAGAUGAGGUCUGUACCUGCUCUCAAUUAGGGAAUUUAUUAUCCCAGCAUCUGGGAAGUCCUUUGACCAAUCCUCUCGGCUUUAUGGGUAUCGAUGGAGACCUGAAUACCUUGAUGGAGAAUGGCACCCUGUCCAAGGAAGGAGGUCUCCAAGCUCAGAUGGAUCAAGUGAAAAGCCAGGGUGCAGACCUCCACCAUGAGUGUUGCGGGAUCAUCAUGAGCAACCUCAGAGCCAUGGACAUCUCUGGGGUUGUGGGCCUCUCUAGGGCCACUGGUAUCUCUGAAGACACAGGCAUCUCUGGGGACACUGGCAUCUCUAGGGCUACAGGUAUGACUGAGGCCACAGACAUCUCUAGAGCCAUGGGCAUCUCUGGAGACAUGGGCAGCUCCAGAGACAUGGGCAUUUCUGGGGCCACUGGCAUCUCCAAGGCCAGCAUCAAGGAGGCAGGCUGCUUCAAGCAACAGUAAGCUACUCAUCUGUGUCCACGCCGGUUCACCUGCAGCAGCCACAGAGAUUCUCAUCCCAAGAGGGCUAUGCUACUUUUCCAAUUGGUUCUAAUAGGUGAGGCCAGGAUACUGCCUUCCUCCAGUUAAGAGUCUGGAAGGGGGAUUUAGGGUGUUUACUGAUUAAGCAACCAAUAUAUGCAUGACAGACAGUUCAGAAUGUAGACAAGGGAAAGAACAUGUUAUUGUUCUAAAAUGGGAUUUAACUUUAAAAAUGUUGCUUUUCAGGUCAGAUGAUAUUAGGCUGGUUUUAUUGUUCCAUUUUCCUUUAUGAUCAACCUCCCCUACUUUCCAUCCUCACUCCUCACUGCUGCGUCAUGAGAACCCAGUGAAAAUGUUAUGUCACACUGAAGAAGUAAGACCUUCUUGAGGGGAUCGAGAAAUGGAGUGCAGCAGGUGAACAUGAGUUGCAAAAUAUUUUAAAAGAAAAUUUUGCUUUCAGGUAUGCUUAGUCAUCGGAUGAAAGCUAACAGUAUUGUCAAUAGAGGUCCCAACAUUUGCCAGAGAAAUAAGUUAAAAUAUCCUUUAAUUGUUAGCAUGAAUGCAUGGGUGCUUAGUGGUUUAGAACAUAUAAGGAAAUAGUUUUCUUAAGUUAAGCACUUGCCCACCCCAACACAUACCCCAGCUAGGUCUUUUUAUACAAUACUCACGUAGCCAACUGCCCUUUUCAUAGCCCAUGGGUAAACUUGAAUCCACUACAGUCUAAAAUGAUCAAUUACAAAUUAGUGGGCCCUAAAUUAAUAACAUUAAUUAAUAUCAUCCUCAACAUUAGUUGAGGAUACAACUGAAAAUCUCAGUGCUUCAGACAUAGCUUAUGUGCCCAUCUGAGUUUUUCUACAGGAGGCUCCUUCUUAGGUCUUUUUAUGAAGACUAGUGGUUUUGCUUGUCUAGACAUUACAUCAACUUUGCGGAUUUUUAUAUACAAUAGGCACUACUUUUAAAAGUUUGUCACCUUGUGCAAUUUUGGGAAACAAUCUGUUUUUACAGCAGGCCCAGACACUCCUGGGGGAGGGAUGGGUUCCUUGUAGUUUAAACACCAGAAUUUCCACUUGAGGUUGAUACACUUGCUGGUUUUUCAUCUUUCCUAUUGAGUAUUCGGUCUCGGUCUUCCCACUUUCACAUGCUGGGGUAGGAUAGGCCUCAGGCAGUUUGGUUCAUGCUCUAUAUAUUGCCAGGCUUUCCAGAAUUCCCAUUGCUAAAAGAAUCCAGGUUCUCACCCACGAUGUCUCUUCUGAACACUCCAUGUCUGGUUUAAGUUUAAAAAACUGAGAUGUCUCAGUGAAGGAGCCAUCUCUGUUGUCUACCACAUCCAGUUGUGAACACAGACAUCUCUGAAGGACCACUUUAUCAGGUACUUUUCUCUGUAUAAAGAAGGUGCCUUUUAAUUUAAGUUCUACUAGCAGAAGAGAGCAAGGAUAGCUCAGAAGAGAGCAAGGAUAGCUCUUUGAUAUCUUAACCUUAGCUAAACUAUGGACCCAAAAUGACCUUCCCCUUUUCACAGAGGAACUCUAAAUCACUUCAUUGUCUUUUUCAUAUGUAAAUAGGACCCACUUUUCUACUUACCUCCACUUGGUAGAUAAUUUAAUUCUGUUUUUAAAGAACUCUAUUUUCCCCCAUUCGUAUAUAAGAGGCAUUUUUCUAUUUACCUCUUUUUGAUAGUUUCCCUGAUCCUAUAGUUUUAAAACAUCACGAUGAUUUCCUAUUGUAUCUUCUCUGAUCCCCCUACCUCUAAAGUUUGGUCCUCGGUUUAUGUAGCCUAAAUCAUCAGGUAUUGCCAGUUGUCAUUUGACUUCUUCCUUCUGGAAGAAAUUGGGAUUUGUACAAAUCAUUUUUAUCUGGAGGCUCCAUCUAACCCUGGCUGUCUGAAGGAAGUUGUCAAAAAGGAUGACAGUACCAAUCAUCUGCCACAAGUGAGCCUAUUCUGGGUCUUGCUUUAUACCCAGAACUUUCUCCCAUAUCUCAGUCUUAAUUUUACAGUCUAUUAACUAGCAUGACAUUCCAGAUAAAGAUGUUGAGUUUUCUUUGGGGAAAGGAAAAAGCCAAAUGACAAAACUUAGAUUUUGCAAAUCCUAUAAAAAACUAGUUUAAGAAUGUCAUAUUUCCUUUUGAAGACCUAUACAAGGACAUACGUACCCAAUCUUAUUUCUUCUUAGAUCCAAAACAUAAUAGUGACAAGAUCUUUUCAAUACAAUUUCAAACUUGGAAGUAAACAGCAACACUAGUUUUUCCAAAAGUAAAAACAAAUUUAGAAAAAUACUCUAGUUUUAUUGAGUAUCUAAGGCCAUCGAAUCAAUUUCAGCCUAAAAAUCAGUUAGGUCAGUUUGUUUACUCUUUUGUUUUUUUAUUCCCCAAUAUGUCCCAUCAUCAUGUACAACAUACAUAGAACUAAGCAAAACCUUGUGAAAAUCCCAUUUACUUGUGACACCAAACAUCUCCUGUUUUACAGUUGGAUUUGAAAAUCUGAGAGAGGAAAAUGGUUCAAUGGUAUCCAAAUUCGUAUGCACUUUUAUUGGGUAAAAGCCCAAUAGCUAUCUGUAGUCAAAAGCCUAACUAUAGAUAGAAGACUCCUGAAGGAAAGCUUCCCUGUCUAUCAUGACUGCUAGAGACUAGAAAAGAUUAUCUCUUCCUGGCUUUAAUUUCAUGCCCUCAUAAAGAACCUACACUGUGAAAGAAAUGUGACCACCCCUUCCCCACUGCCAUAUCCUUCCAGUUCCAGGAGCAGAAAUUCCAUUCUCAUGUGACUGCUCCACUUAAUAGGAAGGCCUUCAACCACCUGUCACUGUCUCAUCCACUAACUUGACCUCUGCCUGUUUCCUAUGCAAGUUUCAUAAACCUGAGGUCACUGCUUAUCUUUCCUAAGAGUGAUGCAGUUUCUGUCCCUGUGCUUGUGUCCUUGUUCAGAUUCUGCAUGGACACUUUUUUCUAAAAUUCAUUAAUUAUUUAAUUAGUUGAUGGAAUGACAGAUUUCUUCUCAUAAUAAAUAAAACAAUCUCAGAUAACAAACUUAAGUAAAUUUGUUAUCUGUUUGAAGAAACUUAGGAGUAAGGUUUGCUGUAUGAAAGAGAACCUGAAACUUUAUCUAGAACUAACAGAGCAAGAAUGUAAAUUCAUGGUGCAUCUAUUGGAUGUAUGUGUCUUUGGAAAGUCAACCUAAAAAUUGUGAUCAAUUACCACCAAGUUAGUUGUCAUUGCUGUCAGCAUGCAUGGACACCUUUUAUCUGAGACAUACCUCCCAUUUCAUGGGGAGUGAGACCUUGCCCAGAGCACUUAAACCAGAAAGAAUCCAAAUCUUUUUAAGAAGUGCUUUUCAAACCAGAUUGGUAAAUAUUGGCUUGGCCUUGAUAUAGCAGAAAGAUAAAUUUAAUAACUAAAUAUACUCAUGUCAGAUCUUUGUGACAGGCUAUCUUUUAUUAAAUAUAUGACACCUUUUCUUGAUGCUAUUAGACUUUGACAUAUCAUUGAUAAAUCUUUCUAUGAAAGCAUUUUAUAAAGUGGCAUUUUUUCAAACAGUUGUGUAAGGAAAUGCAAAUUACCUUUAAGAAAAAUACUUCUUUUAAAAGGGGUAUAUGAUGUAUGCUCCAGAUCGGUUUAUACCUAGAAAGAUUUUUCUCACUCUCUGUCUUAAUUCCUAAUGUAUAUGAUUUAAUGAUAUGUAUCUGUUUUACCAAAUCUUUCCCCCACCCUCAGGCCUCUCCCUCCCAAGGACUCUAUGACACAGACAGAUAUAAUUCCAAUCAAAUCUGGUUUCUGUCUUCUAAGGGCCAAACAUAUACCUGAGUUGGAUGCAGACAUUUAAAAAAAAACAAUCAAAAAGUAGACAUGACUUAAGCCUUAAAUUUUCUUCUUGUAGACUCAUAUGUGUAUAUAAAUGUGAAGAAAUGGAUGACUGGCUUGUCAGUUGGCACCAAAGGACAAGGAAAAAGAUUUAGGGCUGUAAGGGACUCUUGGUCUGUUGUAUUUUUAAAAGGCAGUUCUGUUUUUGAGGCAUUUGAUGGCAGCAUAAGAGCUUUUCCAAGGUAAAUAAAUAAACAUAUAUAUAUAUAUAUAUAUAUAUAUAUAUAAAACUUUUCAGGCCCUACAGAGCAUGUCUUCUCUGAUUUCUUGGCUCUGGGACUGACAGUGUGUGCCUUCCUCUGGUAUUGUCACCAGUCAUGGCAGCUCACAUCUCUUUUUGAUGUCAGUGCAAGCAAAAGCAUGUCACAUGCUCUGUGGUUUGUGCCUUGUCUUCACAAAAGGCAAGUGCACUUUGAAAGCAGCUGUCUAAUUUACGCCCAUGUGUAUUGCAGGGGCUAAACAAAAACAUGUUCAGAAGUUGGUAUGUGUGAAAACACUGACUUCUGUGUUAAAUCCAGUGUCCUGUCCCUUAGUGUUUUCUAAAAGUUUUGAGGGUAACUUAAAAGCCUCUUUAUCUUCCAAAGCUUUGUUAUCUUUUAACCAUUUUCAUGACUUCGUACUCUGACCCUAUAGAGGACACUACGCUAACCCUCACAAAGUGCCAGUUCUGGAGGAGGUACCUGGGGAUGGGGGCAGGAAGGAAGAGAGGAUAAUACAGAAAUACACCUGCCCAGUUAAGCAAAAGGAGUGUAUACCAGUCCAGGAUAAUUACCACUCCAGUUAUUCAAGAUUUAAUGUGUCACUUGAGAUUAAAUUGUUCACAGUAAGGUCCAAAUAAGGCUGUCUUUUCCAGAUAAUACUGUGACCAACAUAUUUUCUUUUAAGGGUAUUUUUUACACUGGUAGAAACUCUUUCCUUAAGAAUGCUAUGAGUGGUGUACUUUCUUUGUCAAUACUUUUCUCCACUGGGAUAUGUGGUCCUGGGUUUUCUUUUCCUUUAUAAGGUCAAAUAUGGUGUGUGGUAUUCCCUCCCCUUAAAAUAUCCCUACAGCAGAUGUAUCUUCACCUCUUUGUAGCUGAAGUAACACUAGAACUUUCACCAGUCAGAUGAGAAUAUGUACACCAAAGUCACUAGUGGGUAAUCACUGUUCAGAAGCCCAUGUCUUUAAUCCCACCUCACAUCCAAUUGGCCACACCAGUUCACCUAAAUUAUCACCAUGUCCGUCUGCCCUCAUCUCACUCACAUUUGCAGACAGGGUUGUUUCUGUAUUUUGUGGAUGCCAAUGGGAAUGCAGGGCACAUGUCUUAGCUCUGAAACAGAAUAUGUUCUGUAUUCUAUGUAACAGUGCCUCAGGCUUAGGAACAACUAACAAAUCCAGUCUUUGUGGAAUGUAACCCAUAGUAAGGCUAUUUGUAUAUAUGUAUGUGUGUGUACUAUAAUUUUAGUAGCAUCUGGACUCAUAGGUUAUCUGGGAAUUCAGAUGAAGAGAAUUUAUCUAAAAUUUUAAAAAAAGACUUGUAGUGCUAGGCCUCUAACUCUGAUAUUGUCCAACUAAGUGCCAUGGGGGACUUUGGGACACAUUAAGCCAGAUGUACAAACCUAAGUGAUGGGGAAGUAAUUGGCCUUUUCCCUAGAAUGUAUAUCAGGCUGGUAUAGAAGUAGAACUCAAAUAUAAGACCAGUGUUUUCUGUAGUGUUUUAAUGUUAGGCACCUACCUUCAUGGACAUCUUGCAGCUGAUAUAUGUAAUUCAGGAUUCAAGCUGUGUACAUUCUUUGAGAACCUGACUUUUCAUUAGCCCCAAGUUUCCAGAACAGGACUGUCACAGCAGCUCAAUCUUAACUUGCCAAGAAUUGGCAGGUGUGAAUGACUGACU
Molecule: messenger RNA, 7822 nt
Organism: Choloepus didactylus (southern two-toed sloth)
Lineage: Eukaryota; Metazoa; Chordata; Mammalia; Pilosa; Megalonychidae
Gene: MTMR8
Product: myotubularin related protein 8
Exons: 13
Coding region: 237-2078 (613 amino acids)
Biological process (GO): negative regulation of autophagy; dephosphorylation
Cellular component (GO): nuclear envelope
Molecular function (GO): phosphatidylinositol-3,5-bisphosphate phosphatase activity
Source: RefSeq, a predicted model, not a curated record